UCAGCAUUCACACUGGCUGUCAAUAUUACCACUAAGAAAGUCAUGCAGCCUGAACAGAUGGGCUCUGAUGAUGAAAAUCAUGCUUCCAAUAAAACAUUCAUGUACUAUGUAAAUGAUGGAAUCCAUUGCUCCUUCAACUUGAUCUCGAGGGCUAAGACAGACAUGGUCCUAGAAGGAAAAAAAAAGAGAUCCAAAUCAGAUGAGAGACUUUACUCUAGCAGCAUUUGGGGACCAACUUGUGAUGGAACGGAUCGCAUUGUUGAACAAUGUGACCUACCAGAGCUGCAGGUGGGGGACUGGAUACUGUUUGAGAACAUGGGUGCCUACACUAUGGUUGCAUCUUCUACAUUCAAUGGAUUUCCAAGACCUACUCUCUAUCAUGUCAUGUCAAGAGCACACUGGCAAUUAAUGCAUAUUAUCCGAGAACAUGGUAUUGUUCCUGAGUUGCCAAGGCUCAAUGGUGUACAUGUUUCCUGUGCCUGGAAGAAUAGAAUGGAGCUGAAUUCCAUUGCUUGU
This is a messenger RNA of Staurois parvus, 516 nucleotides long. The record is from the annotation of a GenBank genome assembly. NCBI's taxonomy places the organism in Eukaryota, Metazoa, Chordata, Amphibia, Anura, Ranidae.